This is a messenger RNA of Aspergillus sclerotioniger CBS 115572, 1614 nucleotides long. RefSeq names its product OST3/OST6 family protein. Bases 265 to 1248 code for a protein of 327 amino acids. The transcript is spliced from 4 exons. Gene Ontology annotation, cellular component: oligosaccharyltransferase complex. The record is from RefSeq and is a predicted model, not a curated record. Lineage: Eukaryota; Fungi; Ascomycota; Eurotiomycetes; Eurotiales; Aspergillaceae.
ACUCUGUGUCACAUGGGUAAAUACUUACUACUUACUAGUAUGUAUCUAGAAGCAGUACGGAGUAGGUACCGGUACCCGCAAAGCGACCCGCCCCAGAGUUGUGGACACCUAUCACCCUAGGCAAUUCGGAUAGUAGGUACAGCGUACUCCGCUACCUGCCAACGCGUACCUACCUAUAUCGUGUGUACAUGGCCGAUUUCAUUGCGGAUUGCUGAUCCGCCGUCUUUCUACCAUUCGAAUCGACUCCUCCAUUGUCAUGCCAAAAUGAAGCUUUUCAAUCUUGUCGUGUCCCUUCUUUGUAUAUUCCCCAACGCCUUCUGCAUCGCCACGGACUCAAACAAGUUUGAAAGAUACCGUUCAAUCUCUCGCUCCGCCCCAAUCGAGCUUACUGAUUCGUCAUAUGAGGAUAUAACAUCCAAGCCUCGCGAUUAUCACGUCGCAAUUCUCCUGACAGCUGCAGAUUCUCGCUAUGGUUGUACCCUUUGCCGCGAGUUCCAGCCAGAAUGGGAGCUCAUAGCGCGAAGCUGGAACAAAGGUUCUAAGCCUGAUGAUGGGCUUCAGAUUCUCUUCGCUACCCUAGAUUUUAGUGACGGAAAAGGCACUUUCCAAAAGCUGAUGCUUCAAACUGCACCCGUCCUCCUUGUGUUUCCUCCUACUGUCGGUCCCUUCGCUAAGGUUGACGACACACCUCUACGAUUUGACUUCAGCGGCCCAAUCUCCGCCGAUCAAUUGUACACGUGGAUCAAUCGUCACCUUCCAGAGGGGCCGAAGCCGCCUCUGGUUCGUCCGAUCAACUAUAUGCGACUUGUCUCGGCUGUAACAAUAUUGAUGGGUGUUAUAACCCUUUUCACUGUCCUGUCCCCUUAUUUUCUGCCCAUUAUGCGCAACCGGAACUUGUGGGCUGCUUUCAGUCUGAUUGCCAUCCUUUUGUUCACAAGUGGCCACAUGUUUAACCACAUCCGCAAAGUCCCAUAUGUUGCAGGGGAUGGUAGAGGGGGCAUUAGCUACUUCGCAGGGGGUUUCUCCAACCAGUUCGGCAUGGAAACACAAAUCGUUGCUGCCAUAUAUGCCGUCCUUUCAUUUGCGACAAUUGCUUUAGCAAUGAAGGUGCCACGUGUUGCAGACAACAAGGCACAACAAGUGGCAGUAAUCAUCUGGGGCUCUGUACUUCUUGGUAUGUACAGCUUUCUUCUCAAUGUGUUCAAGACCAAGAAUGGGGGAUAUCCCUUUUUCCUUCCACCAUUCUAAAAUGGCUUCACUGUACCUUACUGGCCUGCAUAUUUGAUCCAGCCAAACCUGAGUAUAAAAUCUCGGGUUAGCAAACGUUGGAAGAAAGUUGCUAUAUGGUAUUUUCUUAGUCCUGGCGCCUCCGAUUUGAUGUACAUUAUUGCUGUACACGGUAGGUCUUUUUUUUCCCCAGGCCAGUUGGGUGCGACACUCGGAUUAGUUUGUACUAGUCUUUGUCAAUCAAUGGAGCAAGCUAUCAGAGGUGGAAUAUAGCACUGCCCCAUGAGUACUAUGUAGCUUAGAUUUUUGGCCGGUGAUAUCUACGAUUAGGUCUGGUGAAAGUCUUUCAUCGCUGCAUUAUAUUCAAUCUACAAGUGACUUGAUAAC